Messenger RNA from Diaporthe amygdali, 1905 nucleotides. RefSeq names its product cytochrome p450. The coding region runs from base 1 to 1905 and encodes 634 amino acids. NCBI's taxonomy places the organism in Eukaryota, Fungi, Ascomycota, Sordariomycetes, Diaporthales, Diaporthaceae. Gene Ontology annotation, molecular function: oxidoreductase activity, acting on paired donors, with incorporation or reduction of molecular oxygen; monooxygenase activity; iron ion binding. The transcript has 3 exons. The record is from RefSeq and is a predicted model, not a curated record.
AUGCUGUCCGCCUUGUACGUUCUGGCAGGAGCUGUCCUAGCCUACGGUGCCUUGUCUUGCUUCAAUGGCUUGCGGACUCACAUCGCGGCUGCUAAGCGGUCAGGAUUGCCAUAUGUGGUCGCCCCAAUAUCACCUUUCAGUCACUAUUGGCUAUUGACGUUCUGGAUAUGGACGCCUAUCAUCAAAUGCCUGCCCAAGUCAUGGUGGGAGAGCUGGAUAGACCUCAUGCAACCUGACUGGGCAUAUCGCCUCCUCCGAGAACCCUGGAAACGACUUGGCGAUAGCUUCCUAGUUGUUACACCGGGGAAGAUCAUCAUGUGGACAUCCAGCGCGGAAGCUAUACACCAGAUCACAGCUCGGCGCGAAACCUUUCCCAAGGACACUUCAGCCUAUGAGAUUCUGGCCAUCUUCGGCCGGAACAUGCUCACCACAGAGGGUGCUGAGUGGAAAAUGCACCGAAAGGGGGUGUCGCCCAGCUUCAACGAGCGAAAUGCCGCCUACAUCUUCGGCGAGUCUAUCCAUCAGACACAGGGGAUGAUCACGCACUGGAUGGGGGACGACGCAGAAGAUAAGCAGAGGAACAGCAGUGCCACUAUCGACACCGUCGAGCACGACACUAUGACGCUUGCCCUCAACAUCAUAGCCCACGUCGGUUUCGGAUUGAGGUUCUUCUGGCCAAGCCAGAAGUUGCCCGAUGACUUGAGUGUCCAGAACAAGAAGUAUGCCAGUUUUGAGCCCCCAAAGGGCCACUCUUUGACAUUUGUGGACUCACUGGCUAUGGUUCUCGAGAGGAUCCUCGUGCUCUUACUUCUUCCUCAGUGGCUCCUGAAAAUACUUCCAUUCAAGAAGACAAAGGAGGCGCUGGUUGCUUACACCAACUAUGAUAAGUACAUGCAGGAGUUUCUACAGUACAAGGCUGAGGAAGCUCGCAGGGGCGCCAGUAGUGAUGGUAUGGACAUUAUGGGCCAGCUGGUGCGAGCUCGGUAUGGUGAGAAGGGCACGAACGAAAAGAUGUCAGAUGAGAUGAUCAAGGGCAACGCCUUUAUCAUAAUCGUCGCCGGCCACGAGACGACGGCCAACACCCUGCACUUCACCCUAUCCGAGCUCGCCAACAACCCUGCAGCGCAGCGCGCCCUCCAAGCGGACGUGGACCGCCUCUUUGGGCGCGAGAGCGACCCCUUGACUUGGAACUACGAGAAGAACAUCAACGCCCUGUGCGCCUCAAACGUCGCGGCGUGCAUGAACGAGGCGCUACGGCUCAUCCCGUCGGUCGUGGACAUCCCGAAGCACGUCACCCCGGGCCAUGAUCAGACCAUCACACUCGACGGGGACAAGCACGUACUUCCGCAAAACACAAUGAUCAUACUGAACACGGUCGGCGUGCACCGGAACCCGAGGUACUGGCCGCCCAAGCCGAGCGGGGGCUCAGGAGACGAGACCGACCUGGACGAUUUCCUCCCCGAGCGGUGGUAUCGCCCCUCGCUGACCAAGGCGGCCGAGGCGCAGGACGAUGACGAGACGGAGGACUUUGGCGGCUUCAAGGGGCGAGACACCAGCGAGCAGCUAUACAGGCCAGUGCGAGGCUCGUUCAUCCCCUUCAGCGACGGCGCCCGCAGCUGUCUGGGCCGUCGGAUCGCACAGGUCGAGAUGCUGGCUGCGCUCGCCGUGUUGUUUCAAAGGUACAGCAUCGAGCUUGCGGUUGAUGAGUGGGCUUCGGACGAGGAGGUGGCUGCCAUGACAUCGGAGGAGAAGAAGGAGGUCUACGAGAAGGCGAGGACGAAGUCGAGGGACACAAUCAGGCAGGCGACCUCGGUGUUGACACUGAAGCUGCAUGGAAAGCUCAAGGUGCCCGUCCGGUUGGUGAAGAGAGGAGAGGAGAGGUUUGUCAAUCUGGUGGAUGUCUGA